AAACUUCUCUGCAUCUUCCCAUUCCUCUCACGCGUUGCGUUUAAAACUUCUCUAUAUAACUCUCUUCCCCAGACCCACCAAACCCAUCUCAAAAUUUCACUUCUUAAUCGUUUUUGAAACCAUGGUUCGUUGUAGCAACAAUCUCGUUGGUAUUCUCAACUUCAUCGUCUUCCUCCUCUCGAUCCCCAUCUUAGCCGGAGGUAUAUGGCUUAGUCAGAAAGGCUCAACCGAGUGUGAGCGUUUCCUCGACAAGCCCGUGAUCGCUCUAGGAGUUUUCCUCAUGGUUGUAGCGAUCGCUGGUUUGAUCGGUUCGUGUUGCAGAAUCACAUGGCUUCUCUGGACAUAUCUUUUUGUCAUGUUCCUCUUGAUCCUCCUCGUCUUCUGCUUUACUAUUUUCGCCUUUGUUGUGACUAACAAAGGCGCAGGGGAGAAAAUUUCUGAGAGAGGGUACAAAGAGUAUAGACUUGGAGAUUACUCUAACUGGUUGCAGAACCGUGUCAACAGUGACAAGAACUGGAGGAAGAUUAGGAGUUGUCUUGUUGAGAGCAAAGUCUGUUCUAAACUUGAAGCUAAGCUUAUUAAUGAACCUGUGAAUAAGUUCUACGAUGAGCACCUUACUGCCCUUCAGUCUGGUUGCUGCAAACCCGCAGAGAGAUGCCAAUUCACUUACGUAAGCGCCACAAACUGGACCAAGCCGGCCGGGACACACACUGAUCCAGACUGUCAAUCCUGGGACAACGCACCGAACAAGCUCUGCUUCGAUUGCCAAUCUUGCAAAGCGGGUCUCCUCGACAAUGUCAAGAGCGCGUGGAAGAAAGUUGCUGUUGUUAACAUCAUCUUCCUCGUCUUCCUCAUCAUUGUCUACUCUGUUGGUUGCUGUGCUUUGAGGAACAACAAGAGAGAUGACAGUUAUGGCCGUACCUAUGGUUACAAGCCUUGAAAACGCUUUUAUGGGUUUUUAGGACAGAGAUUUGUUCAUUGUUCUUUUCACAUUAUUGGAGUUUGCUUUUUAUGUUUGAUGUUUUUGAGACCUAUUGCUUGUACAGCUCUCUUAUGAUACUUAUUAGUGUGUUCUGCCUUUUGGCUAAACCAUUAUAUUGAUUUAGUAUAUGUUUUUUUUUUCCUUCAUUUUUCUCUAGACAUAACAUGUUCUCUUGAUCUUCGCGUUGAGGAACAGAGAAUCUACGCUUGUGGCAAUAACUAAACGCCGAUCUUGGCUGUAACAUUGAAAAGAAUUACGGUUGUCUCUUGAGACACAUGCAGCGAAACAAAAGAAGGUAACUAACAACUCAUUCGUACGAUUCGAAUGUGAAUAAGGAACAAGACUAGAAGAGCAUAAACUUGCACAACCGAAGGUAAAUAAAUAAUACAAGUUCUUUUGAGUACAUACUUGUAGAAAAAAAAAAUAGAAUUCUUUUUAGCUUUUGCAUGAGUGUUAAAGAAGCAGAUAAUUUAUAUACUGUUUCAUUAGAAAACCAACUCUGAUGGUUAAUGGAUGCAUCAUACACCAGAUUUAC
Molecule: messenger RNA, 1517 nt
Organism: Eruca vesicaria subsp. sativa (arugula)
Lineage: Eukaryota; Viridiplantae; Streptophyta; Magnoliopsida; Brassicales; Brassicaceae
Source: the annotation of a GenBank genome assembly